GGGUCGAGUUCCUUGCGGAGUAUUUUAAGUGACACUCCCGCUGCAAGAAGACCGCGGACUUUUUUUGGUUUCCUUACGCGUUACUACUUGCGAUCUUAUUUUCACACGAUACAGUUUUAUUUGUCGCUGAAUGAAAAUGUUACGCUUUGAUGUAUAAAGGGAGUAUUAGGACAAUCACAAUGAAUCUCGACAGACUUCGACAACGUGUACGAGACUACAUUGAUCAGCAACAGUAUCAAAGCGCUUUAUUUUGGGCAGAUAAGAUUGCAUCCCUGUCUCAUGAAGACCCCCAGGAUAUCUACUGGCUUGCACAGUGCCUUUACCUCACCUCCCAGUACCACAGAGCCUCCCAUGCCCUCCGCUCACGGAAACUAGAUCAGUUGUAUGGCGCGUGUCAAUAUCUCGCUGCUAGAUGCCACUAUGCUGCCAAAGAGUUCCAGCAGGCCUUAGACAUCCUGGACAUGGAGGAGCCAGUCAGCAAGAAGCUGCUGGACCAGCGUGUCGAAGAGGACCACGGGAUACAACAGUCGCCCAAGGACUGGGAGAUGAGCCCUGCCUCUAUCGACAGUUCUAUUUGUCUCUUGCGGGGGAAGAUCUAUGAUGCUAUGGACAACCGGCCUCUUGCCACGUCCAGCUACAAAGAGGCCUUGAAACUGGACGUGUACUGCUUUGAAGCCUUUGACCUUCUAACGUCCCAUCACAUGCUGACCGCUCAGGAAGAAAAGGACUUCCUGGACUCACUUCCUCUGAGCCAACAGUGCACUGAGGAGGAAGAUGAAUUACUUCACUUCCUGUUUGAGAAUAAAUUGAAGAAGUAUAACAAACCCAGUGAUAUGGUGGUCCCAGAGAUGGUCAACGGUCUCCAGGACAACUUGGAUGUGGUGGUCUCCAUCGCAGAGAGGCAUUAUUACAACUGCGACUUCAAAAUGUGCUACAAACUCACAUCCAUGGUGAUGGUGAAAGACCCAUUCCAUGCCAACUGCUUACCUGUUCAUAUAGGAACACUGGUGGAGCUCAGCAAAGCAAAUGAACUGUUUUACCUUUCACACAAGCUUGUGGACUUGUAUCCCAACAACCCAGUCUCUUGGUUUGCUGUGGGAUGCUACUAUCUAAUGGUCGGUCACAAAAAUGAACACGCUCGUAGAUAUCUCAGCAAGGCAACAACUUUGGAGCGGACGUACGGUCCGGCAUGGAUCGCCUACGGUCACUCGUUUGCGGUGGAGAGUGAACACGACCAGGCCAUGGCUGCCUACUUCACCGCUGCGCAACUGAUGAAGGGGUGCCAUCUCCCUCUGUUGUACAUAGGGCUGGAGUAUGGCCUUACUAACAACUCUAAACUGGCCGAGCGCUUCUUCAGCCAGGCCUUGAGUAUCGCACCAGAAGACCCCUUUGUCAUGCACGAGGUGGCCGUGGUGGCCUUCCAGAACGGAGACUGGAAAACAGCCGAGAAGUUGUUCCUGGAUGCCAUGGACAAGAUCAAAGCCAUUGGGAACGAGGUGACCGUGGACAAGUGGGAGCCUCUCCUGAACAACCUGGGUCACGUUUGUCGAAAACUGAAGAAGUAUGACCAGGCGUUGGAGUACCACCGCCAGGCCCUGGUUCUCAUCCCUCAGCACGCCUCAACCUACUCGGUCAUCGGAUAUGUGCACAGCCUCAUGGGAGACUUCGAGAGCGCCAUCGACUACUUUCACACGGCACUCGGUCUUAAAAGAGAUGACACGUUUUCUGUGACUAUGCUCGGCCACUGCAUUGAGAUGUACAUUGGAGACACGGAUGCCUACAUAGGUCAAACUUCCUACAUGGGGACGGACAUAAAGGACAAAGUCCGCGGAACGCUGAGCACGCCAGUGUUGAUGAAGAUGCUGAACAUGUCAACGGAACCCAGUGACGCUCGAGCCACGCCACUUCUGGAGGAGAGCGUCAUCAUGGUCCGAGAGACGUUGCCGUCCAAUCAGGACAAGGCCUUGUUGGACACGCCCCUUCGGCGCUCGCUGCCCCUGGAGUGUGACAUGUACGAGAGCGACAUGAUGCUUGAGACCUCGAUGUCGGACACCAGCACGUAAUGUCACUGAUGACAUGAUCGUCGUAGUGACCAGUUGUGGGACCAAUUCUAAACCAGACCUUUGGCACUUAUCUUUAGGUUUCUUGUCGACUUCCCCUCUUUGGGAUUUGAAAUGAUUGGAUUGGUGUAGCUUAAGCGGUGGGGAACAACCUGGGUCUCGCUUAAUAGAAUGUAAGGCAGAGUUUUUAGCAUAAAUUUGAGCUCUAGUCCAACUGGUUUUCUACCGUAUAGUAAAAUUAUUUUUUUUUGCGGCUGAAUUAAUAUUGCUCCCAGUAAUCCAGUCCUUUCAGAUUCCCAAGGGCCCAGGGAUGUGGGGUGAGUGAUUGGUUUGGAAUAGGGCCUCAGGUAGGUAGUUUGUUGAAGAAGUGGGGAAAGCAGAGACAUUGUCCUCGGAUGCUUGACUGAACGGAAUUAAUGCAGCCGCAACACCCUUUGAGCUCCAACUGACUGUGUCCCGUAUCCCUGCCUCCUAGCAGGAACAUGUGGGAUGCUUAAUGCAGCCGCAACACCCUUUGAGCUCCAACUGACUGUGCCCCGUAUCCCUGCCUCCUAGCAGGAACAUGUGGGAUGCUUAAUGCAGCCGCAACACCCUUUGAGCUCCAACUGACUGUGUCCCGUAUCCCUGCCUCCUAGCAGGAACAUGUGGGAUGCUUAAUGCAGCCGCAACACCCUUUGAGCUCCAACUGACUGUGCCCCUUAUCCCUGCCUCCUAGCAGGAACAUGUGGGAUGCUCAAUGCAGCCGCAACACCCUUUGAGCUCCAACUGACUGUGUCCCGUAUCCCUGCCUCCUAGCAGGAACAUGUGGGAUGCUUAAUGCAGCCGCAACACCCUUUGAGCUCCAACUGACUGUGCCCCGUAUCCCUGCCUCCUAGCAGGAACAUGUGGGAUGCUUAAUGCAGCCGCAACACCCUUUGAGCUCCAACUGACUGUGUCCCGUAUCCCUGCCUCCUAGCAGGAACAUGUGGGAUGCUUAAUGCAGCCGCAACACCCUUUGAGCUCCAACUGACUGUGCCCCUUAUCCCUGCCUCCUAGCAGGAACAUGUGGGAUGCUUAAUGCAGCCGCAACACCCUUUGAGCUCCAACUGACUGUGUCCCGUAUCCCUGCCUCCUAGCAGGAACAUGUGGGAUGCUUAAUGCAGCCGCAACACCCUUUGAGCUCCAACUGACUGUGUCCCGUAUCCCUGCCUCCUAGCAGGAACAUGUGGGAUGCUUAAUGCAGCCGCAACACCCUUUGAGCUCCAACUGACUGUGUCCCGUAUCCCUGCCUCCUAGCAAGAACAUGUGGGAUGCUUAAUGCAGCCGCAACACCCUUUGAGCUCCAACUGACUGUGCCCCGUAUCCCUGCCUCCUGGCAGGAACAUGUGGGAUGCUUACCUGUGGAUUUUUACUUUGAAUAAACAAAACUGUCUGAAUGCCAGAACUUUUUGUUGAAAAUAUUGUUGGUAAUUCCUACAAUAAACCAUGCAUUUGUCUUUUUA
This is a messenger RNA of Oncorhynchus keta (chum salmon), 3541 nucleotides long. Its product is annotated as cell division cycle protein 16 homolog. NCBI's taxonomy places the organism in Eukaryota, Metazoa, Chordata, Actinopteri, Salmoniformes, Salmonidae. The transcript is spliced from 18 exons. Gene Ontology annotation, biological process: cell division. Bases 150 to 2063 code for a protein of 637 amino acids. The record is from RefSeq and is a predicted model, not a curated record. Gene Ontology annotation, molecular function: protein binding.